Messenger RNA from Impatiens glandulifera, 1566 nucleotides. RefSeq names its product probable serine/threonine-protein kinase PBL7. Gene Ontology annotation, biological process: protein phosphorylation. Bases 81 to 1406 code for a protein of 441 amino acids. Lineage: Eukaryota; Viridiplantae; Streptophyta; Magnoliopsida; Ericales; Balsaminaceae. The transcript is spliced from 6 exons. The record is from RefSeq and is a predicted model, not a curated record. Gene Ontology annotation, molecular function: protein kinase activity; ATP binding.
GAGGCCAUAGAAGCAAAUGAAAACCAAUCCUCUUUCUUUUUCUUCUUCUUCUUCUUCUCUCCAUUGUUUCUCUUAAUUCCAUGGAUGAAACUAACAAUUCUCCUUCAACAGAGGUUCCUUAUGAAGAUAAAAACAACCUUCAUAAGAAUAAUGACCCUCAAACUGAUCAUCAUCAUGACAUCUUUUCUCCCACAAACAUUCUUCUUAUCAUCUUACCAAUUGUCAUAAUCAUCUUGCUCAUAUCAAUACUCAUCAUCAUACUCAUCCUCCGACGAAUCAAAUCUUCAAGAACCGACACCAGCAAAGCCGACAGCAGCAGCAGCGUCAACAAUGGAGACUGCAUGUUUCUAAGUCACAGCAUUGUAAACAUCAAUGCUAGUCCGGAUGUGAAUGGGGGAAGAUGUUUAUAUGGUGCAAAUUCGGUAAGAGUUCCAACAAUUAAGGUGAAAGGAGUGCAAGUGUUCACUUUUAAAGAACUUGAAGUAGCGACGGAUAGAUUUAGCGACGGAAAUGUGAUUGGAAAUGGAGGUUUUGGUGUUGUGUAUAGAGGGGUAUUGAAAGAUGGAAUUGUUGCUGCAAUUAAGAGACUUCAUAGAGAAGGGAAACAAGGAGAACGUGCAUUUCGGAUUGAGGUUGAUUUACUAAGUAGAUUAAAUUCCACAUACUUGGUACAACUCCAUGGCUAUUGUGCAGACCAGCACCACAGGUUACUUAUAUUUGAGUUCAUGCCAAAUGGUAGUCUUCAUGGCCAUCUCCAUAGUUCCAUUAAUAGCCAAUAUAGGUCAAAUUUGAAUUGGGGAAUAAGACUACGAAUCGCUCUAGAUUGCGCUCGGGCUCUCGAGUACUUACACGAACAUACGGUUCCUUCGGUUAUUCACCGUGAUUUCAAAUCAAGCAACAUUCUCUUGAACCAACAUUUCAGGGCUAAGGUUUCUGAUUUUGGUCUUGCUAAGACUGGUUCUGAUAAAAUCAAUGGUAUGGUUUCUACACGAGUUCUUGGGACCACAGGCUAUUUGGCACCAGAAUAUGCUUCAACGGGUAAGCUCACUACAAAGUCAGAUGUAUAUAGCUACGGCGUGGUUCUCUUAGAGCUCAUAACAGGUCGAGUGCCCGUGGACACCAAACGCCCCCCUGGGGAACAUGUCCUCGUCUCAUGGGCUCUUCCAAGGCUAACAAAUAGAGAGAAAGUAAUGGAAAUGGUUGAUCCAUCUCUUCAAGGACAGUAUUCAAGGAAGGAUUUAAUCCAGGUAGCAGCUAUAGCUGCAAUGUGUGUUCAAGGAGAGGCAGAUUAUAGGCCAUUAAUGACAGAUGUAGUGCAGUCUUUAAUUCCUCUAGUGAAGAAUCAUUCCACUUCAUGUUCUUCAAAUUCAGGAAGGUUUAGUCAGAAUGCAAGUCCAAAGUGUUAGUUAAUUAUGAAGAUUAUUGUUAAUAAUUUCAGUAUUCUCUACUUAAUCUUAAGAACUUGAACCAAAUCCAUUAGCUAAAUAUGAUGAUAUGCUUUUGGUUUCUUACCAAGAACACUCAAUCCUUCAUUAAUUUGUUGCCAAUAAUGUAAUUCUUCUUGUA